AUGGAGAAUCGCACGAAGGAGGAGCUGCAAGACUCGACAAUGAAAGUUUCAUCUCUUAAUUGCAUCGAUCUCGCCAACGAUGAUCUUCAUCAUUCUGUUGUUUCCCUCAAACAGGCAUGUUUGGAUUGUGGAUUUUUCUAUGUGAUCAACCAUGGAAUAAACGAAGAUUUCAUGGAAGAUGUUUUCGAGCAGAGCAAGAAGUUUUUCGCUCUUCCUCUGGAGGAGAAGAUGAAAGUUCUGAGAAACGAGAAGCAUCGUGGCUAUACACCUGUUCUUGAUGAAACUCUAGAUCCUGAAAAUCAAGUCACUGGAGAUCACAAAGAAGGUUAUUACAUUGGUAUCGAAGUUCCUAAAGAUGAUCCUGAUUGGGAUAAACUAUUUUAUGGACCUAACCCUUGGCCUGAUUCUGAUGUUUUACCAAAGUGGCGAGAAACCAUGGAGAAAUAUCAUCAAGAAGCAUUGAGGGUUUCUAAGGAUAUUGCAAGAUUAUUGGCUUUAGCACUUGAUUUGGAUGUGAAUUACUUUGAUACACAGGAGAUGCUUGGAAAGCCUAUUGCAACUAUGAGAUUACUGCGCUAUCAAGGGAUUUCUGAUCCGUCAAAAGGAAUAUAUGCAUGUGGAGCACAUUCUGAUUUCGGAAUGAUGACUCUGUUAGCCACUGAUGGUGUUAUGGGACUCCAGAUUUGUAAAGAUAAGAACGCCAAACCGCAGAAGUGGGAGUAUGUACCACCGAUUAAAGGAGCGUUUAUAGUGAAUCUUGGUGAUAUGCUUGAACGUUGGAGCAAUGGCUUCUUCAAAUCCACGAUGCAUCGAGUUCUUGGGAACGGUCAAGAACGAUAUUCCAUUCCGUUCUUCGUGGAACCGAAUCAUGAAUGUCUUGUGGAGUGUCUCCCGACAUGCAAAUCAGAAAGCAACGUUCCCAAAUAUCCAGCGAUCAAAUGUUCGACAUACCUCGCACAACGUUACAAGGAAACACACGCGGAUUUAAGCACCUACAAUCAAUAA
Messenger RNA from Microthlaspi erraticum, 1005 nucleotides. Lineage: Eukaryota; Viridiplantae; Streptophyta; Magnoliopsida; Brassicales; Brassicaceae. The record is from the annotation of a GenBank genome assembly.